This is a messenger RNA of Pistacia vera, 1689 nucleotides long. Its product is annotated as protein indeterminate-domain 12-like. Bases 72 to 1526 code for a protein of 484 amino acids. Lineage: Eukaryota; Viridiplantae; Streptophyta; Magnoliopsida; Sapindales; Anacardiaceae. Gene Ontology annotation, molecular function: DNA-binding transcription factor activity. The transcript is spliced from 3 exons. The record is from RefSeq and is a predicted model, not a curated record. Gene Ontology annotation, cellular component: nucleus.
CUCUCUCUGUGUCUGUCUCUUUUUUAAUUGUCUUAAUUAUUUUUAUUUCUUCCCUCCUUUUGGUUUCUGCCAUGUCAAAUAUCACAGGUGAUGGUACACUUAGUUUCUCUUCAUCUCCAUCUGGUGGAGAUGAGCUUCAUCAUGAACAUCAACAAGAGCUCCUCACUCAACACUUCCAUGGCGGCUCAAGCUCCUUACUCUCAAACAACACCGCAACCACCAACAGCAAUGGCUCCACUACCACCACUCAGCAUCAACCUCCUCCAAUAGCCAACAAGAGAAAGAGAAAUCUUCCAGGAACUCCAGAUCCAGCUGCUGAAGUCAUUGCUCUAUCACCAAACUCUCUAAUGGCGACGAACCGUUUCGUUUGUGAGAUUUGCAACAAAGGGUUUCAACGAGACCAAAACUUGCAGCUGCACAGACGGGGCCAUAAUUUGCCAUGGAAGCUCAAGCAAAGAACCAGCACUGAAAUCAGAAAGAGGGUUUAUGUUUGCCCCGAACCGUCGUGUGUUCAUCACAACCCGGCUCGUGCCUUGGGGGAUCUCACCGGCAUCAAGAAGCACUUCUGCAGGAAGCACGGUGAGAAGAAGUGGAAAUGUGAUAAGUGCUCCAAGAAAUAUGCGGUUCAUUCCGAUUGGAAAGCUCAUUCCAAGACCUGUGGUACCAAGGAAUACAAGUGUGACUGUGGCACCAUCUUCUCCAGGAGAGACAGUUUCAUAACCCACAGAGCCUUCUGUGAUGCCCUAGCUGAAGAGAACCACAAGGCCAACCAGGGGCUAAUGGCUCACCCUCCUGGUGCGAACCCACAAAGCCAAAUGGCUCCUGAGCUCGUGCCGUCCGAGCUCAUGCCGAUGCCGCCGAAACCUAGCUUGAACAUGGCGCCAACCGGGGCGGUUUUCUCCAACAACUCUUCAGGAGGCAGCUUGUUUUCUACCGCUUCCUUAUCGGCCACUGCAUUGUUGCAGAAGGCGGCUCAAAUGGGCGCGACCGCCAGUAAUGGUAGCGGAGGUAACAUGAACAUGAAUAUGAACGUUAACCCAGUUCCUUCUUCUCUUGUCACAAGCAUGGCGCCACCGUCAUUUGCCGGCACAAUGCAACAACACAUUCAUCACAAUGAUCAGAUGUUGAACCCCUUUUUCAACGAUGAAGUGGCGGUUGAUGACCAGAACUCAGCCAUGAACGAUAUCGGAAUGUUUUACAGGUUUUUAGACCAUCAAAACAAUCCAUUAAUGAAGAAUCUGAACCAGCAGGCGGACACCAAGAGCACUAAUAAUAACUCGGAUAACAAUUCAGGUUUAAGUAGCAGCACUAAUAAUACAAGCAGUGGAGCGAACAAUAAUCCAGCUGGUGGAUUCUCAUCAAGAUUCGGUGGCGACAUGAUGACUGUGGAUUUCCUAGGAGUUGGAGGGCCAAGACCGAUGAGGAACCUCCAUCAAGACCAACAUCAAUCAAGGGUUCAUCAAGUGCAAGGAUUGAACCAUUUUCAGCAGCAUGCAGCAAUGGAGAAGCAAAUGUGGGGAGUCUAGCUAGAAAAAAAAUGUUUUUAUUUUAUUUGAUUCAAUAAUUUAGUUUAAUUUUGCAACUUCUGGUGGAAUUAAGAAGGAUCAUGCAUGUCUUGCUAAAGAGCAAGGCAUUGAGGAUUUUGGUUUAAGAUAUAUUAAUUUUAAUUAGCAGUUUUAAUUAGUCGAA